Molecule: messenger RNA, 1710 nt
Organism: Neohortaea acidophila
Lineage: Eukaryota; Fungi; Ascomycota; Dothideomycetes; Mycosphaerellales; Teratosphaeriaceae
Product: glycosyl transferase family group 2-domain-containing protein
Exons: 3
Coding region: 1-1710 (569 amino acids)
Source: RefSeq, a predicted model, not a curated record
AUGGAUCGCAGGCUCUGGCUAUACGGUACUCGGAUUGUACCGGCCGCUAGUCUGUUAGGCGUUGCUUUGCUGCUCGUUGUCUCGCUUUCAACACCCACUGGAACGACAAAGUCCUCAUGGACUUCUUCAUGCGCACAAGUCGUGUUGUGUCUUUACAUUUUCACCCUGCAUUUCCUCUCAGCUUUGUUUCCCAUUCGAGCGAUCCGAGGACUGAAUAACAUUAUGCGAAAUUUGACUGGGGAAUCUGGAACGUCGACGCGAGCCUUGUCGGCUACGGCGCGCAGCAUUCGCUUUCUGGUGAUCAUUCCGGCAUACAAGGAGGAUAUUGAGACGCUGGUUGCCACGCUGCAAGUUCUUGCGAGCCACCCGCAUGCGAAGGACUGGUACCAUGUGUGGCUGGCGAUGGAAGAGCGAGAGCCAGGGGCCGCAGUAAAGGCGACCAGGCUGGUUGAGAUGUCGAGUUCUUGCUUCCAUGGAAUGGACUUUUCGUGCCAUCCCGCAAACGUGCCCAAUGAGUUGGCCGGCAAGGGCAGCAACGUGAAUUGGGCCUUUGAGCAGUUCUGCAAACGAUUCUCUGGGGUGAUCAACCAAAAGACGGUCAUUGUUACCAUCAUGGACGCUGACACGCACCUAUCGGCUCGCUACUUUGGGCAAGUCGCGCAACACCAUUUGGCAAGCGUCGAUACCAGGGACGAAACCAUGUACGUCCCGCCGCUGGUGUUCGACCGCAAUCUGCACAACGUGCCGCUGCCGGUACGCACGGCAGACAUCAUGUGGGCUGGUGCAGGCAUCUCCAACAUGACGGCUGCGUCUUCAGGUGCGAAUGUGUGCAUUCCAACCUCGGUCUACUCCCUACCACUCGUGCUGGCCAAGAAAGUGGGAGGUUGGGACACCGAUUGCACCGCGAUCGGCGAGGACAUGCACAUGUUCCUGAAAUGCUUCUUCGCCCUUUCUGGGCAUUUGAAGACCCAAGUCGUGUAUGCAGCUGCAAGCCAGUGCAACGUCAGCAGCAACUCGACCGGAGUGGGCGGCGUCUUUCGUGGCCUCGAGGCACGGUACUCCCAAGCUCUGAGGCACAUGUGGGGCUCGCUGGACACUGGUUUUGCGAUUCGGCAGUUUGCUGAAUUGCUCACACAACGCCGCCGUGCCCGAUUCGACGCGCGAGUUGGUAAAGGCAUCUCCAGAUUCAAGUCACGCUCGCCUACGCACAACAACCGCGCAAAGGAGAGCCAGGGUCACCCGACGAUGCACAAGCUGAACAUGUUUAUUGUCUUCGAGAGGCUGUUCGAGGCACAUUUCCUGCCGACUCAUCUCGUUCUUGUGUUACUGACGGCGGAGUGGCAUACCUUCUUCCACCCCGAGUUCCCUUUGCCCGCCACAAUCAGGGCAACGCUUAACAUAUGUAGUCUGAGCCGUUGGCUCAGCUUCUUGCUUGUUCUCGCCUACUUUUACCGCUACGAUCAAUACCAUCGCCGAUGCGUCGAACUACGGAAGAAGGAGAUGCGAGUGGCGGGUCUGUUGCAUCAACUAGACGAGCACGACGGAUUCACGCCGACCUCGCUGCUUGGGGGCGGAUUGCUGGGCGCCGCUUUGUUUCCUGUUGGAGGAGUCUUGUUUGGAGCCUUACCGGCAUUACAAGCCGUCAUCUGUCACGUCUUCACCGAGCGGCUGAUGUACGUGGUCAGCCUCAAGCCGCGAUUUAAACAGUAG